UGUUUUGAAAAUUUGGCGCUGAACAUGGCGGACAUGGCAGCAGCACCAGGAGGAGGAGGAGGAGGAGAAGAAGCAGCAGCAGCAGCAGCAGCAGAAGCAGCAGCAGCAGCAGCAGAAGCGGAGAGACACCAUGAUGUUCGAGUGAACGUCAAAUCCAAAAGAAUAGUUACUGAUCAACUCGCAAAGUAUAAAAGUUUGUUUGGAAAAUUGCUGGAGCGGCAACCGGAACUGAACCAAAGCGACGUGCAGAAGAUGGUGGAGGAAAUGAUGCUGAAUUUCGAGAUUGCAGUACAGGAGAACAUCAGUGUUGGAGGUUUAUCCAGGGAGGAAGCAGCAGAGGAGAACAGUGAAGAAUUCGAGUGCAGCACCGUGGACGACCUGCUGGAUGACAAGAUCGUCCAGACCAGCUGGAAACGCAGCGUCUACCCGAAGAAAAUUCUGCCGUACUUCGUCCGGUCCCUGAAAGCCGAGCGCAAACUCAUGGGUUUGUUCGAAAGCACGGUGAAGCCCCAGGAAGUGAAGCGAGAUCCCGUUCAGGACGCCAUAAUGAGCAACGUUUCUGCCACGGCACCGAGGAUGUUCAAACAAGCGGCUACAGUCGUGAAGUCUCUGUCGCAGGUGAGGCAGAGGGCAGAAGGUCUUCACCAGGUGCUGAUCACUCGACCCUCAGCUGAGACCCUGGAGGCCUACAGAGACGUUUUCAGCGGCUCUGAUGGGAAACAUUGUGAGGUCCAGUGCAGCAGCGAGUUUGCUCUGAGACACAGCAUCAGAAGAGCUGCGAGUGAGAGAGAGUACAGCCUGCAGUACGCUUCUGUUUCUCCACACAACACACACCAAUAACUGAGAGGUGGAGUGUGUUAGUGUGUGUACAAGAGAGAGAGAGAGAGAGAGAGCGAGAGAGCAUGAGCAUGAGCGUCUGUGCAUAUAGCAGUGUGUGUGGGUCCCCCACCACCCGACUGUACCACAAAGUUUGAAGCCCACCACUGAAGAGCAUAAAGAGAGCUCGAUGGAGACAUGGACCAGAAGACCUUGAGAAGUCCUCCACAGAUCGCUCAACAUCUGGAUGAACUGAAAUAAUGAUGCUCUCAUUGUAGUGUGUUUAAUAAAAGUGUAUAUGAAAAAAACAUAUUUCAUGGGAAAUGUUUGACGUUUAAUGUCUGUGUUUAUUUUUGCGCCCCCCAAUACGUACGUGUGUGUGUGUGCGUGUGUGUGUGUGUGUGUGUGUGUAAAUAAUAUGAAUAAUCCAACAGUUACUAUUGGAGUGAUGUUCAGAUAAUAAACCACAAAUCUUCACUAA
Messenger RNA from Silurus meridionalis, 1297 nucleotides. It is a transcript of the gene nsl1, whose product is annotated as NSL1 component of MIS12 kinetochore complex. Gene Ontology annotation, biological process: mitotic sister chromatid segregation. The transcript has 6 exons. The record is from RefSeq and is a predicted model, not a curated record. Gene Ontology annotation, cellular component: kinetochore; MIS12/MIND type complex. Bases 25 to 840 code for a protein of 271 amino acids. Lineage: Eukaryota; Metazoa; Chordata; Actinopteri; Siluriformes; Siluridae.